Molecule: messenger RNA, 771 nt
Organism: Haemonchus placei
Lineage: Eukaryota; Metazoa; Nematoda; Chromadorea; Rhabditida; Trichostrongylidae
Source: the annotation of a GenBank genome assembly
AUGUCGUUUCAGAGUACAGCCCUUGCUCACUACACUGGCACUCUUAACGCGCUCUACUCGAAGCCCUUGAUAGAGCAUUGCACGAAGACCAAAGUUGCAGACGAACAUUCAAGUGGUAAAGCCUCGAAAUCGGCCGAAAUGGAAAAACUAGCCGAUGGCACGAGUAUGACAGCAAAGGACGAUCAUGAUCAGUUGGUAGCACGACUCAGGGAAGCAGCUUCCCGAGUAACGCAAUGGGGCAGUCAGGGGGAACAAGUCAUAAACGUCAAAAACAAGGAGGUGACCUUAGCAGAAAUGGCUGCGAUGUAUCGUCUGAAGACGCUGAUCUCCAUUUCAGCUAAUCUUGUUGAGUUAAUCACCAGAAUGAAAACAUGGCUUCAGGAAGAUUUCCAACAAUUUCUUCGUGAACAAACUCAAAAUGAGUACACAUCAGAAGCGAAUACAAGUUUGGUUAUCGCUAAUCCACGGGAUUAUAUUCCACCACUCGAAUGUAGGAUUAAUCAUUACAGAACAUGUGUUAACCUUAUUGGUAGUUCAUUGAUUACGAUCAUUCAAACAUACAUGAAUUCCAUUCCUCUUGAACAAAUAGACAUCAAAACGAGGGCCCUGCAACAGAGACUUCAAAACAACGUUCAGGAGGAACCGUUGAAAAACAAAAACCAUCCCAAGGAACAGCCAGUGAAAAUCAACGACAGAAAACGUGGGUUGCGUUUCGGAGUUUUCUUUCCAAGAAUGAAUCUCCUCAUUAGAAUGAGAACAGGGUGCAUAUAA